AUGCACGACGAGGACGACCUGUGGGCAGGCCUGGGAGACGAGCUGGACAAGGACCUUGCAGAGGUGACUGCCGUGGAGGAAGAGCUGGUGCCAGAGGCGCUCGAGGCGCUGUUUGCGGGCAAGUCGCGGGUGGCGACGGCGCCAGGGAGUGAGGACGGCGACAAGGAUGUUGUGGAGGCUGCGGGCGGAGAAGGAGAUGGUGGCGACAACGAAGAUCCGGCAGAAGAGUCGGGGCAUGUUGUCGAGACGGCGUCGUUUGAGAGCUUGGGGGUGUGCAAGUGGCUGCGGUCAUCGAUGGCCGGGCUGGGCAUCGAGGCGCCGACGCCUGUGCAGGUGGCGACGCUCCCGGCCGCCCUGGCCGGCUCGGACGUCAUCGGCUCGGCGCCGACCGGGUCUGGCAAGACGCUUGCCUUUGCGCUGCCUAUUCUGGAUGCGCUCUCGCGGGAUCUGUAUGGGAUCUUUGCGCUGGUGCUCACGCCGACGCGCGAGCUUGCGAUGCAGAUUGCGGAGCAGUUCCAGGUUGUGGGCAAGCCACUCGGAGUCCGUGUCACGACGGUGAUCGGCGGGCUGGACAUGAUGACUCAGGCGCGGGAGCUCGCGAGCAAGCCGCACGUGGUCAUUGCCACCCCGGGGCGGAUGGCCGACCACGUGCUGUCGUCGGGCAACGUCUCGCUUCACAAGGUCAAGUUUCUGGUGCUGGACGAGGCGGAUCGGCUGCUGGAGCCGUCGUUCUCAACCGCACUGAGCACCAUCAUGGACGCGGUGCCCGGGCGCGAGCAGCGGCAGACGCUGCUGUUCUCGGCCACGCUCACUCCGACCAUCACCGACCUGAUGGACAACGUUCUGGUCGACGCUCGAGUCACCCAGGAGUACGUCUUCCUUCCGGCCAAGGUCAAGGAGGUGUACAUGGUGCAUCUGCUUCGUCAGCUGGCACCGCAGUCGGCCAUGGUCUUUGUCGCCAAGUGCUGGACCGCCGAGCUCCUGUAUGAGAUGCUACUUCUCCUCGGCUUCCGCGCCGUGACUCUGCAUGCGAGCAUGACUCAGCCUCGGCGCCUAGCGGCGCUGGGCAAGUUCCGCGCCCGCACCGCAGACAUCCUGGUGGCGACCGAUGUCGCCGCCCGUGGUCUCGACAUCCCCACCGUCGAUCUGGUCGUCAACUUUGACAUCUGCCGCAACCCAGCCGACUACGUCCAUCGCAUCGGGCGUACCGCUCGCGCCGGCCGCGCCGGCCUUGCCCUCUCGCUCAUCUCGCAGUACGACGUCAAGCUCAUCAAGCGUAUCGAGGCUACAACCGCCAUCCAGCUCUCCGAGCGCGAGGUCGACGAGGAUGCUGCGCUGAUGAACAUCAACCGUGUCAGCACCGCCAUGCGUGAAGCCAAGCUCAUGUUGAUGCGCCGCAACUUUCAGGCCGUCGACGAUGCCCGCAAGAAUGCUGCCUAUCGCAGCAGCUCUGCUCGCGCCCGUGAUGCCAAGAGCAAGAACAAGAACAAGAGCAAGAGCAAGGACACGGGCAAGGGCAAGAGCAGGGCCAAGGGCAAGGACAAGGGCGCGCCGAAGCGUAGGCGAUCGCACGGCUCGGGGAGCAAGAGCGUGAGCCGCAAGAGAAAGAAGCACAAGUGA
Thecamonas trahens ATCC 50062 is the source of this 1620-nucleotide messenger RNA. Its product is annotated as Ddx49 protein. The transcript has 2 exons. The record is from RefSeq and is a predicted model, not a curated record. The coding region runs from base 1 to 1620 and encodes 539 amino acids. NCBI's taxonomy places the organism in Eukaryota, Apusomonadida, Apusomonadidae. Gene Ontology annotation, molecular function: nucleic acid binding; ATP binding; RNA helicase activity.